GACAUUGACAUUUAAUCUUGUAGAACUACCGAGAAAAAUUAAAAUCAACUAGUAAUUUAAAACAAUGGCAGACUUAUUAAAUGAUACAGUUUUACCGGAGGAUUUAAAGAAAUUCGAAAAAAUUUAUCACCAGCAUUUAUAUAAAAAUGAAGUGACACCAAAAGUUCAGUUUGAGUAUGCUUGGUGUUUAGUUAGAAGUAAAUAUUCCGCUGAUAUUCAAAAAGGUAUCAUGCUACUAGAAGAACUAUAUAAAAAUAACAGUGAUGGAAAGAGGGACUAUCUUUAUUUCUUAUGUGUGGGCUAUGCUAGGAUGAAGGAAUACUCUAAAGCCUUAAAGUAUAUUAGAUCAUUUUUGGCAGUUGAGCCAGGUAAUACACAAGUAGCAGGUUUAGAACAACUAAUAAAAAAGAAAAUGGAAAAAGAAGGUCUAGUGGGUAUGGCAGUGGCAGGAGGAGUGGUAGUAGCUGUAGGAGCCAUCGUCAGUGUAGGCAUGGCUAUAGCCAGCAAAGGGAAAUCAUAGUUCUUCCAGAACUUUUCUAAUUUUUCGUUUUUUAGUGAGUGAUCAGUACCAAAUAUCAACUUGUAAUAAAAUUUUGUAUAUUCUAAAAAGGAAAUAUUUAUAUUUUUUGUAUCUAUAAAAACAAGCAAACUAGUGUAUGUUAAAAUAUAAAAAUACUUCCACAAACACAUUUCAUCACAAGGAAACUUCAGUGGUUGUAUAGGACCACAAAAUUUUCAACAUUUACUAGUUUGCACAUAUGUUAUGGAUAUUAAAAAAAGCAUUUAAUGCGUUUAUCUGUACUGAAUUUAUUUUGUGAUUUAGAAAUACAUGUGUUUUUUUAUAUUAAUAAUUGAUAUAAAUUUCGAUCACUUUAUUAUGACAUUGUUUUGUUGCUAUCAUUGUAUAUAUGUGUUAAGUUUUACUUAGGUUAGGUAUUUAUAAAUGAAAUGAAUGUCUGAAUAAUAAAUGAAGCUAUUUUAG
Messenger RNA from Diabrotica balteata, 982 nucleotides. The record is from the annotation of a GenBank genome assembly. Lineage: Eukaryota; Metazoa; Arthropoda; Insecta; Coleoptera; Chrysomelidae.